Linepithema humile (Argentine ant) is the source of this 8071-nucleotide messenger RNA. RefSeq lists its product as uncharacterized. NCBI's taxonomy places the organism in Eukaryota, Metazoa, Arthropoda, Insecta, Hymenoptera, Formicidae. The record is from RefSeq and is a predicted model, not a curated record.
GCGCAGGCUCGCGCACACGUUUAUUGUUAUUCUCUCUCUCGUCAUCUCCUUCCCGCCCACGGUGGGCGGCACGUCCUCUCUCUCUUCCUCCCAUCGCGUUGUGUCCGCACGCACGCUCCGUAUUCCUCGCGUACGCACGUAGUGCGCGCGUGUGCGAUCAGUACGCAGGUACAAACAUACCCCGCGGCUUUUUAUCUUUUUCUCGCCCGCGGUUCGCGGCCCACCUUUUCCUGCGUGCUUUCCACAUCGCUCUGGUGCGAGUACGAGUAAUCGCGAGUGUGUGGCAUGUGUGUGGUUCGUUUUUUUUAUGCAUGACUACUCGCGCACAACGUUGGGCAACGGGCGGACAGGUACAACACGGAGGAUAUAUCUGACAUGAUCGGCCGUCGCGUCGCGCCAAGCCGACUAGUGGAAUGCUCGCGCGAGUAACGCUAGUACGUCAAGCGCGCCUCGCGCGGACAACGCGCGCUGAAAAGUAGUCCUCGAAAGAGAGAAAACUCGUCGCGGACUCUCUCGAAACGGAGAGAGUGCAUCGUCGGUGCAUCGGCGACAACGGGUUGAGUACUCGUCGCGCGACCCACAUACACGGUGACACGGUGACACGGGCGAAAGUGAUCAGCAAGGCGAGAAGGUGGAUGCGCGCACUCGCGAUUGUUCCGAAGAGCGGGAAAAUCAGGUGUCGGAGCCGGCGCUGUAACAGCGAAGGUGGCGAGAAGCGAACGAACGAACGCAAGUGUGCCCGGAGUUGCAAAAUACACCUCCUCGGGUCUGAGAAACGUAGCACGAAAUGAAGCGAGCAUAUCCGCGUGCGAUCGAUAACUAUAGCGGCACUAUAGUCGACUCGGUGAACAGCAAGCGACCCGUGCUACCAGCCAAUCCAACCUAACGGACGGACGCGCGACCUCCAGGUACAGCGCGGCUGGAUAGACAGGCAGGCAGGUAAAACCGGCGAUCCCAACUGGUUCGACACAACGACGAUGUAGAGAGAAAGUCCACGGCGGCGUUUUCUUGCGCAUCGAACAAAAGGAGCGUCGGUUCUGCGAGGGAAAAAGAAGGAAAGAGACGCGCGCGACGUGGAACGUGCGUCGAUGCAACGCGAUGCUCGGGAUCGCGAGCGAUUUGAUCAUGGAUGACGAGACGAUGAUUGUCGGAUCGAUCGUCGCACAAUAAACAAUCUAACGCGCACUGCGCGCCGGUAUCUUCGUCCUUCUGUUCUCCGGAAGAUUCCUCGGAGCAAGCGAGAGACCGGAGACGAAGCGUUCGGAGCGGAACGCGGACGAAGAGAAUAAAGAGCGAGGGGGAGAGACAAACGGAAGAAGGCAGAAAGGAAGAAGGGCAAAGUGAAAGGACAAAAGAGAGAGAGAGAGAAAGAGAGAGACACACGCAGAGAGGGGGUUGAGAAAAAGAAGAAAAGAGAAAGAGAGAGAGAGAGAGUGAGAGGAAGAAGGUGUCUUAUUUUUAGUAGUGCGCUUCGCACGUCACAAAAACCGGUUUCAGGAGUUCAUGAAGUACGAAGGGAACCGAUAGCUUUCUCGAAGGGUUUUCGAGGGAGGAAAAUAUAAAACGUAUGCAGGUGAUAGAGGUGUGUACGCGUUUAUCUCUGUUACGAUAGGAGGACGAAUGUAGCGGGGGAAGAGAGAGAGAGAGAGAGAGAGAGAGAGAGAGAGAGAGACAGAGAGAGAAAGAUAUACUUAUCAGACGCUUUGAAAAUUCUCUUGGGCUACACAAAAAUAUAUGACUUCAAGGAAUUAGAUAAAAUAAAAACUAAGCACCUAAUAAAAAAACUUAUUAUUAGUGCGUGCGAGAGACGGGGAAAGAGAGAAGAAACCGUGACACGGAACGUGGAAUUUGCUUUAAUCCGAUACGCGCGCGAGUUUCUUCCACCCCGCCGCACCUUGCUCGUCCACCAUCCUCUUUCCCCCCUCCCCGUCGUCAGCUAUAAACCACCUCUGAUGCUCCUCGCUCGGCGAUCGAUUGCAUGCGUGUGUACGCGACAACGUGGUCGGCGCGAGAGAUUCGAUUAUCGACCGCGACGACGACACAGCGACGCACUCCGGAAUUAAAGGAGCUACCUGACACCAGCUGGUACUGUACACGAGACUGCCGGUAUUGCGACCGAUCACGCCAAGGACGCGCAACGGAGAGGAAUUAACGAGACUUUUCGAGGAAUAUUGAAUUUUUAAUCGAGAGAUCAAGAGUUUUCAUCAACGAGUUAAUUCAAUUUUCACGAAAGAGCUGAUACAAAGUAAACGAACUGAUAUAAAUAAAAUUUGAUUUGCAAAUAUUUACUCAAGACACGAACAUGCAUUAGUUUGUGUUUUGCAAAAGAAAAACAAAAGUUGACAGAAUUGGCGGAGGGUCGACACGUUCCCCGGACGAUGAGCGUUAAAUGGGAAAAUCGAUACCCGCCAGCAAUAUCGAAUCGCGCCGAUGCCCGAAGCGCUUAAUUUCCGAUCGCACUGGGCAGACCGUAACGAUGAAAUUAAAUCCGACUGUAAUAAAUUGAUACCUCGAAGGCGGGAAUUGAUCUCCGAAUUAUUCAUCGGCCUACGUACAGUCGUUGUAAAUCGCAUACGCAUCGACGUGAUCGACAUUGAUUCAAAACUCAGAACGCCCCAUUCGUGCUGUUAUCGGACCGCAGAUCGUACCGCAGUUGUUAUAAUUUAUUGAUCCACGAUCGACGACGACGCGGGAGUAUCGUUGAGAACUCUCGUCUCGAUUGUGCAGUCAACUCGUCGCGGUCGGUCCGUCGCGCAAGACCGACGCGAGAUUUAUCCUAACGUCGUCGAUGCGAGGCCGAGAAAUCUGGGAAUACCAAACGGCAUGAAGAAUGGCAACCGAUCCCUCGAACACUCGUCAGGGCGUGAGGGCGGUCGCCACGACGACUACCGAUCCGCGUCAAAACGAGAUACGUGCCUGCGCGGCGCGGGGCGCUGCCGGGGCGCUUGCCGUGAGCGUUGCGGCUUUGGUCAUCCAAUCGGCGGCCGCUGGGACUCCCACCUGGGGAUACUUUACCAAUCCUAACGCUGACACUGGUGCAGAGACGGGUUACUUUAGUCCAUGGAGACAGUGCAAAUACCUUCUUUACGGACGAGAGUGGUGUGGUAAAAGCGUCACCAGGUUUGAACCAGUGUCGGUUGUGUAUAUAGCAGGAAUAGUCGCUGUUAUCGCCUCCAUCGUUUUGGCGAUCCUAGUCGCUCUGACUGUGCUUCAAUUAGCGAUGGCCUCCUCCGCGAAGCGAGUUGUAAUUUCAUACAGCACUGCCCUAAUAGCCAAAGUUGGCCUCGCUACAGCGGCGUUUGUGUUGUCGAUUCUGGCAGCGUGCCUUUUUGCCGUACAAACGGAUGAUCUAGCAAAAAGCUUCGUAGUCACGAGAGGACCCGCUUUUUAUUUGCAGGUGUUUGCCAUCGUUGCGAACUUUGCCGUGCUGCUGAUCGCCAUUUAUGAGGGCAUUUACGCCCGAAGAGGCGGCGACCCAACCAGAAUUAGGAUCGCCACGGAUCCCCGUGCAGCCACUAUAAAUAAUCCAGGAUAUCGGGAAUAUCACCAACCUACAAACGGUGGUAGUAUCUCGAUGACAGACGCCAGCGGCAAGCCAUAUGUCGGCGGUGCUGGAAACGGAUCGACGGUGUCGGUGGCGACUUCCGGCAGCGUUGCCAGCACGUCCUCGCCUCUCAGAAGCUCCCUGAAGAAACCGAAACCCCUCGGUAUUCACAAUCCCGGCUUCUCGGCGCACAGCCCGACGUUGUCUAGGAAUGGCUCGCAGAAGAAGGUACGUAUACAGACGCACUCGACGGAAGUUUAGCCGACGCUCCAAGCACAUUGUUACCGGCGAGUGCUCGCUACGUGACUGCGGUGUGUACAGCGUUACGGUCGUUUGCGGCUGCUGCGACAGGAAGUCGGAAGACUCGUUCUCUCUGUUCAAAUUAGUCCCACGUUCCACUAACGGCAGGUGAUCUCCGAUGUAAUUAUCGUCGAUUGAUAUAGCGAGGGAGAGAUAGAUCUGUAACAAAAUUGAGAAUGAAGUCUGCGUCGUACGGAUCCGUUGUGCUGCUUUGUCGCAACUAAUAGCCCGUAAGUUUCUCGUCGAUGACGUCGCUUGUGAUUUUGAUAAUGAGACUUUUAAUGAGUUUCCUGCGAAGGUGCAGGUUGAAUCAUGCGCGAGUUUGGAAUAUCAUUACGACGGCGGAAUGUAAAUAGAGUGAUACAUGCGAUCGAUCGUCGCCGGGAUUCUGCGAAACUACCUGAGUUUUAAAUAUCAAACGAAUACAGAUUAAACGCGCGAUUGAUGGUGACUUGUUAAGCAUCGAGUCACUCUCUUCAUCACUUUUUUUACGAUACCUUUAUACAUUCGUAAAUGGACUAACAAAAUACAAAUAGUGAACUUUAAAAGUAUUGGCGGGAGAGUAAGAUGAUGAGAGGCUAUAGACGUAGAGAAAUAUGACAUAUCUAUAUAAUAUUGAUGGAAACGGAAGAAAUUUUGAGAUUAUUACAAGCACGGCGCAUUGUUAUUAUAUCGUAGCGUGGAAGAAAACUUGGAGGAAAAAUUUGGAACGAGAUAAAAAAAUAAUAAAUUCUGACCUAAUACGUCAUAUUUGUAAGUCUGAUGUGAAGCGUUGAUCAAUAAAAUUCGCAUACAUAUUUAUACAGGGUAUUCAUAAUACAUAAGUAGUAGAUCGUAAAUACUGAAGGUUUUAAUAAAGAGAAUUAGAGCAUUGAUUUUAAUUUAUUACUGAUAAAAAAUCAAACUAUUUACUAUUGCAAAGAUAUGUAGUAACAAAAUCAGGGUUGCCAAAAAGCAGCAGAAUGUGUCAGUAUAUUAUCGAUACUUAUAUUUAAUAUUGAAACAAUCACUUGCGUCAAAUUUACAGCAAGCAGAACUAAGCACCAAUUUUUCAACGGGGACGAAAUUACGAUAAGAGUAUAUGAAUUUUAACUAAAUAGGAAUAUAUAAAAAUGUUUUACUAACGAGAAUUCUUACAGGGUUUAUGAAAUUUAAGAAUGCAUUUUAUUCUGAGGCUCUAUAACAACUCAUCUUACUCUCUCGCCUUCGUAAGUACAUAUCUAUACGCCAAAAGAAUAACGCAAUAGCAACUAAUGAGGGACAGGAAUUCGUUGUAGCGUGGUGAUCGUUAAAAGUUCGUACUUUCUUCGUGAAAGUUCAGCGAGCGAUAUGAAAUUCAUCGCCUAUGCGAACGUACCAAUCAGAUCUCCAUUUUACAUUUUCAUAUUUUUCACAACGUGGGAUUUAAUUAUGCAUCGAGAAUUUCUAAAUAGAAUCAGGCUUUUAUUCUGUUUUAUUACAAAAACAAUUCCGAAAGGAUCUUGUGAUAUAAUGUACUCUGAUUAUUAUUAUUAUUUUAGUCACGUUGCUGGAGAGUUUAUUUAAUUACAUAACCGUAUUUCAACUGCAAUAAGCAACCUUUACCAUUACCAUUGAACUAAACACAUCAAAGUUUAAUUGAAUAUUAAAACGGACAAAUUCAGCUGGAAAGUUCACAGCGCGCGUGGUCCUUAUAUAAUAUAAAGUCGAGAUAAUUGUGUAACUACGUUUUCAUUGUAAUUGGGUAUUGUGUUUCUAACUGAAAUUCGACUGUUAAUAGCGAUAAUUUUGUGAAAUGCUUUAAACUUUAAAACUUUUAAGAGCGACGAGCGGAGAGAGCUGUUGAAGUGUGUAUAGAUUUCUAUACAAACACGGCAAUGAACCGUUACCGAAUUUAAUAAUUAACACUCGAAGAUUAAUAUUUCUUCGAUCUAAUAUGUAUAUAUCAAUGUUGUAUUUACGUGAUCAUUAUUAUUAUUGAUAUUAUCAGAAGUUUUCCGUCCAAUCAAGUACUUCGUAAUAUUUAGUAUUAACGGUUACUCUUACUGAACUGACAUUCGUGAUAUAUUGCACUUGGUACGUAGAAAUUGUUACGUAUGUUAAAAGUUAUAUAGUAUAUAAUUGAACUAAGUUGCAUAAUAUAAUAUUUAAUUCUGCAAAGAAGAAAAACUAUUUUUAAUUAACAAUAGAAUGCUGAUUGCACCAUCGUCGGGCAACGCUAAUUCCAAUUUUUAUUUAUAUGUGGUACUUUAUGUGUUAAAUUGUAGUGUGAAAUUCUUUAAUAGCUAAUUUAGGAUUAAUUGAACCAGAUUAUCGGUACAAAUCUAACCUCACGUUUUAAAAAUUAAUUACUUCUAGGGAAAUGUUCAACCGUUGAUUAUUACUGUUCGGCGUAACGGAUUGUCGUGAGAAUUGCAGGAUACGUGAUACGUUUUCUUAUUUUCUGUCCCUGUUUUUUUUUCUUAUACAUUUACUAAUUUUAGUAAUAUUCUCACCAUUCCUCGCCGCGAGAGGAAGGUGAAAUCACAUUACAACAUUGCAUCCGUCCAGCCCUAGGCAGCUAGCUCUGAACCGGCAAGAAAGAGAGAGGUAUAUUAUAAAUAUAUAAAUAUAUUUAUAUUUUAUAUAGUGGUUGUUUUAAUAUAAUAUAUAUAUAUAUAUAUAUAAAGAGAGAAAUAUAUAUAUAUAAAUCUCUAUGUACGUGUACUUGCGCACGCGUAAGCUUAUGAAUUCGUACGGCUCGUUUCGCGGAGAUCCAGUCGCGCGUUUGUUUUUUUUUUCUUUUCCACCUGAAUAGUAUUAUUAUAUUUUACCGCUUAUGAUAUUUUUUCCAUCAUAAUUAUUGUUAUCAUGCAGUCUGCAUACCUUUAUUUCCACAGAGAUAUUUAUGUGACGAGAGCCGGCCUUGUUAAAACGUUCGCGCUGCGAAUCGCAACUGUGCAGAAUCGUUCUGGAUUCUUUCCUGAAAAAUAAAAAGAUGUUCGUGUGCUCGCUCGCGGAAUUUAAUUUAUUGCCGCGCGGCUCUUGUAAAGCGGCCGCGUGCGUACGAAAUUAAUCAAACUAGAAAUUAAGUCGUAGGUUUACUUGGUAAGACGAACGCAGCAAGAUCAGUCGCAACUCCCUAAGUAUGCAAUACGCUCUUCUGUCGAGACCUGGCCAUUUGUUCCAGUAUAGUUAUGGCAAACAUAUCGCGAUGUGGGCUAAAGUUGUCGCGGCGAAGGUAGUUCUGCGUCAGAGUGAAACCAGAUACCCAUUAAAUCGAUAAGCUACAGUCUGUCAGAAGAAGGAAACGAGAUCAUACCCUCAAUUUACUACAAAUUGUUUCAAAUACAAUACUACAAAAUAUCGAGGUACAAGUUGCACUUCAAAACAAGUGAAUCAAAAUUUUUUUUUAUAUUUUUAGGGAUAUUAUAUAAAUUGGUUUCAGGAACACCGACAGCUACGGUUUAAAUCUGGAGAAUAAUUUUGCAACGCUGUUUCACGCUGGUGCAAAAUUAUCAUUGCAAAUGUAUUCUCAUGUCAUCCCACUAAGAUUGUUAUGAUAUAUUUCGUUUCGUUGUUAUCGUUCAUUAGAUAAUGUUUAACUUCUAUUAUUCAUCUAGAUGCCGAGCUGAUACGACCGAUGUAAUCAUAUGUAUUGUACAUACCUACCUACAAGCGGAUAUAUCUGAUAUUCACGUUCCGAUCCGAUCGGAACGAUAGAUUUGUCACGUUUGCACCAAUCUAUUUGUUAAGUCGGCUGUUUUUGUAAAGUUCGUACGUACUCGAUGAUAUUACUGACGACGUAAUGUAAGUGUUCGUUAAGGACGUGAAAGAUUGAAUAAUAAAUGAGUUUCAAUAAAAUGUAUGCAUGGCAUACUUUGCAUUAUAUCCUGCAUGUUCGAUUUUUUAGAUGUUAAUAUUCACCAUCAAUUAACAUACCGUAUCGAUGUAAGUGUUCCAGAACUCCGGCGUAUAUCAAGGUUACACUGAAAAUAUUGCGAUGUCAUAUCUCAUCCUGAAACCGCAUCCUUAUCCUUUUCAUUGCAGCAUACCAGUGAUUAUGUCAUUAUGUAAUAAUAUUCGAAGGAAAAAAAUUAUAUUUUUGUAUUCUGAAGAUAUUUUGUAAUGCAUUUUUUUACAAGAUUUCAGCUUUUCGGUAUUUGCAGUGUAAUCGUAUAACGACAACUUGAGGAUUUAUACAUUAAAAAAAAUUUUUUAAAUGUGACUGAUAUAUUAUACUGCUGAUUAAUAAACAAUGAAAAUCUA